Molecule: messenger RNA, 5525 nt
Organism: Zootermopsis nevadensis
Lineage: Eukaryota; Metazoa; Arthropoda; Insecta; Blattodea; Termopsidae
Product: acetylcholine receptor subunit alpha-like
Biological process (GO): monoatomic ion transmembrane transport
Cellular component (GO): postsynaptic membrane
Molecular function (GO): transmembrane signaling receptor activity; acetylcholine-gated monoatomic cation-selective channel activity
Source: RefSeq, a predicted model, not a curated record
UUUUGAGUUCUUGGACCUUGUUAUAAAAUGACACUUUUCGAGGAUUGGAUCUGUCCUCGUCUCCUACUCUGUGGGGCCCGUUAGAUUGGUAUUAGCUCAUUCUCUGCGUUCGACGUCGAAAGUAAAAUUCAAGGGGUCAGGGGGGUGGGAGGGGUAGUAGAUUCAGAAGCAUACACAGUCCAUAUAAACAUUAUUUCCCAGCAGCAGUACUUUGUAACUCGCUGAAUGAGUUCCAGUGACGGAAAUGUUUUCGGUUUAGAUAGUACACGCGUAUGUUUUAUCGUUAUACCUUCAAGCUAGUGACGUAAACGAAACGCACAGUUUAGUCGAGGGUACAGGACCCUGGAGGUUCGUAGUUCGUUGGUACGGUGCACCGUCUAAGCUUGCCAGCCACAGAAGUUCGUGUCUGUUAACAUCACAUAAUCUAGGGCAACUGUCAGCUUGUAGCGGCAAUCUCUUUGCGGUCGGCUUACUAAUGCACGACGCUAUCAGCUGAUACGAGAAUGUGUUUGUAGCAAGUGAAGAGGGGCCUUUGUCUGCCGAUUACCGGGUUCGACCACGACUCAGCAAAUCUGCUUCAUGGUCCCUCUGAUGUUUACUGUGAGAAUGGAACUACUUUGAUUUUUAAAGCAAUUUUAAGUACUCCUUCAUGACACAAAUGGAACUAUACUUAUUACGGCCUCACAUCGCGUGCCUGAAGUCUACCACGUGAGAGAACAUACCCCACAACAAUGACACGUGUGAGUCUGUGUCACACACAGCCUCUCUCCGGUUGCCUGGCAACCGCCGGCUGCAGUUUCGAUCGGUCCAGACAACGCGCUACGGCCCCGCGCAGUGGAACCCAAGCCAGCGGGUGAGAGAGGAGGCACAGGUCGUGUGGAUCGUCUGAGAUUCAGUUCCAUGGACCUUCCGAUUGCUCUGUUCCUGAUUACGGUUUCCAGUGAACAUCUAUUGCUUCUGUAUUGCUAGUUCAAGCAGAACUGUGUAGGACACGGCCCAUGAGGAUGUGGCGAGGACGGUGGGCGUCACGUCGGAACCCAAUGCGACGCUGCUGACGUCAUCAUGAGGAGGUGUCUAGAGAGCGGAAGAUGAGGAACCUUCUGCCUCUCAUGUGGUUCCUGCUCAUAUCAGGUUGCACUGGCAACCCCGACGCCAAGCGUCUCUACGACGACCUGCUCAGUAAUUACAACAAACUGGUUCGCCCGGUUAUCAACGUGAGCGACGCCCUCACUGUCGAGAUCAAGCUCAAACUGUCUCAGCUCAUCGACGUGAACCUCAAGAAUCAGAUCAUGACUACCAACCUAUGGGUGGAACAGUCGUGGAACGAUUACAAACUACAAUGGGACCCUAAGGAGUACGGUGGAGUGGAGAUGCUCCAUGUACCCUCGGACCACAUCUGGAGGCCGGACAUCGUGCUCUACAAUAAUGCUGAUGGUAAUUUUGAAGUAACCCUGGCAACGAAGGCGACACUUAACCACACUGGUCGCGUGGAAUGGAAGCCGCCUGCCAUCUAUAAGUCCUCGUGUGAGAUAGACGUCGAGUAUUUCCCUUUCGACGAGCAGACAUGUGUCAUGAAGUUUGGGUCUUGGACCUAUGAUGGCUUUCAGGUGGAUUUACGCCACAUCGAUGAGGUUAGGGACUCUAACAUCGUGGAGAUAGGUGUGGAUCUAUCUGAGUUCUACACAUCUGUAGAAUGGGACAUACUGGAAGUGCCAGCAGUGAGAAAUGAGAAAUUCUACACGUGCUGCGAUGAACCGUAUCUGGACAUCACAUUCAAUAUCACGAUGCGCCGAAAGACCAUCUCCUUCCUUACAGUGCUGGUCUUCUAUUUACCAUCUGACAGUGGUGAGAAGGUGAGCUUGUCAAUCUCCAUCUUGCUGUCACUGACUGUGUUCUUCCUGCUGCUCGCAGAAAUCAUCCCCCCAACCUCACUGGUUGUGCCUCUACUUGGAAAAUUUGUGCUCUUCACCAUGAUCCUUGACACUUUCAGUAUCUGCGUGACAGUUGUGGUGCUCAAUGUUCACUUCCGUUCGCCACAAACACAUACCAUGGCCCCGUGGGUUCGCCGUGUGUUCAUUCAUAUACUUCCUCGUCUUCUUGUAAUGCGUCGACCACAGUACCAAAUAGAGAAACGCAGUUUUGCGGGCUCUUCAGCCCGAAUAAUGGUUCGCACGUGCAAUGGGCUUGAACUGCGAGAUCCAACUCUUUUGGCCGAGUCGUCCGCUUCUGAACUUGUGGAUUCCACUCACACCACAGAACUUUUUCCCACAUUGGACUCACAUGAUGAGCUCACUCCCAGGGAGCUAGAAGCAACAGGUCUGGGGUCAGGAUGUCAAAUCCAUGGCGUGCCCUCUCUACCUCCACUGUGUCAGGAGGAUGGGUUCCUGGCACCAGGCCUAUCUGAAGAAACUGCCAGUCCAUUAUGCAGACACUUGCACCACUGGCAUAACUGCCCAGAGCUCCAUAAAGCUAUUGAUGGGGUCAAGUUCAUCGCUGACCACACAAAGAGGGAGGAAGAUUCUACCAGGGUAAAAGAGGAUUGGAAGUAUGUAGCAAUGGUGUUGGAUCGACUAUUCCUAUGGAUCUUCACGCUGGCCGUCCUGGUGGGAACAGCUGGUAUCAUCCUACAGGCACCGACGCUUUACGAUGAUCGUAUUCCCAUCGACGUUCGCCUGUCUGAGAUUGCUUCCACAACGGUCAAACCCCUUAAAAACACCACACUGUGAGCCAUGACCCUGAUGUAGAUCCUAAUAAGUUGCAAGCACUGGUGUUGCUAAAUCAAAAUACUGGACACAUUCCCAUCUUUGCCAUUUUAAAGCUUUUUUAAUGAGGGUCGGAGUUUGUUUGUUUCUGUUCCAAAAUGGCUGCCAUGGGCCAUAGGGAUGCACAGGAAGACGCUAGGCAGUAAACCUGCGUGGAUCACAUAGCAGCUUCGUUGCUGCUUUGUCUUCAUCAUCUGAUGCAUGAACAAACUGACAUUCACAGAUGAUAAUAAUAACUUCCUUUUUAAGUAACUUUUUUCCUAUGGCAAGUAUAUUUCUAUCUUUUUUCUUUCUUCCUUCCUUUGUUGUAUCUUUUUCUACAUCUUUAUUUCUCUCUUCCUCUGUCUGCUGCAUUCUUUUAUUUCUUUAAUUGUAAUUUGGUGGAUUAUCCCAAGAAUUAUGAUUUUCAUUAAAACUUGUAAUAUAUUUUAACAUGAGGAGGAAAGAAGACAAUUUCAGAACAUAAGCAAUAAUUUUGAGUAUUUGCAUUCUUCACAACCUUUUAAAAAUGAUGUGCCUAAUGCUAAUUUAGGAAAUACAACAAAAAAACUGAAAUCUCUCAUAUUUAUGUUUGGCAUAAGAGACUGAAGAUACAUAUUUUAUGCUAGUAUCAAUGAUUCCAGUGUAAUGAAUUUAAAUGGGGCAGGUCCCUGACUGUGCCUGUUAAAACUAGCACAGUUUGGAACUGGUUGUAGCAAAGUGGUGUAAGGAAUGAAAUUUUAAAAGGCUUUUAGUAGGAAGAAUCAGAGGUAAGGGCAUAAAGAAUUUCACUAAAUUACUUCUGAAUGAGGAAGGAGUAAAGGUCACUUGGUAGUAUGUUAUGUAUAAUUUAUUGUGGAUCAAGAGUUGAGUCUUAUUGAAGUAAUGCAACAAACUCGUUUCUUAUAUCCAAUUUCAUGAACUUUGCGUCCUGGUUGCAGAAGUCAAAUAAUAUUUGAAAAUCGCUCUCAGUGCCAGCAUAAUUGUUAUAAAUAAUUUAUUACUUUUAAUUAUUUACCAAGAUUAUCCUGAAAUGGAUUAUUUCAAUUAUUUUGUGUAAUUUAUAGAGUUCUGAGCUGGCACGUGUGCCUUGUAUCAAGCCUGACUAACGUGUCCAAUCUUUGUCAUUCAACUGAUUUUUAAUCAUACAGUUUGAAUUUGACAAAAACACCAGAAAGUUAUUAACAGUUGAGUUUCCCCAAAUUUGAUACAUAUUUUCACAAGCACACCAGAAUGUGCACAUGCAUGCAUGGGUAUGUGAGCACGUGCAUGUGGGCAUGGGGUGUGUGUGUGUGUGUGUGUAUACUAAACUUCAUGCCUGGGUUCAGUCCCGGGUGACUUCAAGUGAGAUUUAUGUUGGAUGAAGUGACAGAGGAGCAGGUUUUUCUUUUGAGUUUUUAAUUUUUUUCCCAGCUAAUCAUUCCACCAUUUCUUCAUAUUCAUUUAUCACUGCCGCACAGGGUGUGCAGUAGCCCUGACCAAGAAGCAGUUUAUCAUACCCUGGUUCUAAGUUAGGGGCCUCGUCUUUGACCCAGCAAUUGGUUAGUCUCAGAGUGAAGGUAGUUUAGCUUAAAUGUAUGUCGGUACCUUUUUUUAACUGACAGACUGCUGCUGUUGAUUUGGCACCUUAAUUUAAGAUCCAUAGUUUUAGACAUCAAUUAGUGUUAUACUAUGUACAUUUUACCACAGUUACUAUAAUUACUAUUUUAAAACUUAAUUUAUUUCACUUUGUUUUGUACGAAUUAUUAUUGUGAAAUGUCAUUUUGAAAGGUUUUGGUAUAUAGGAAUCAUAGUUAGAUUUGGCAUAGACACCGUUACAAGUAAUGAUUGGUUUAAAAAGAAAUCAUAAUUCAAUGUGUUUGUUCUGUUUAGCGAGGUGAUAGUCAUAUCAGUUAUAAGGACCAUUAUUACCUGUUUGCAUACUAAAAGGCAACACAUGUGCCGGAGCUGCCAUUUUCCAGAAAAUGGAUGAAAUAAACUUAAAUUUAGGAAUUGGCAUUUCCCCCGUACUAGAUAUGAAGUUUGUGCUGUUGCGACUGGAUCACUAGAGCCUAUUUGUAGCAAUAGAGUGCACCGUGAUAUUUGGGAAGUAGUUUUAAGAGAUGCAAGUUAUCCUUAUAUAGUUAUAUAAUUAUGUGCACUUGUGGUCAUGACGUGUGAGUACAUAGGAAAUAUUAGCAAUUUAAAACACUCUGCAUUUGAUUUCAUGUGAAAUGAGUAUAAAAUGAAAUGACCACUUAACACACAGAUUCUAUUUGCAGCUAUUGCAAUUCAUGUUCAUGUUGGUCUUGUAGGUUGUAACAAUUUGUGGGCUUAUAGAUAGGUAUCUGCGUACGAGUCCACAUGGCGUUACAACCCAGUAGACCAACGUCAACAUCUUCACUCUGAGAACCUCAAAUCUGACACAGUGUAAUUCAUGGCUGUAAGAGUUUGCUGUCUCAUAAAGCCUGCAUUUAAUUUGUUUUUGGCCUAAGGUGACCCAUGCAGUUUGACCGCCUGUGCUAUUCAUAAUUUUAAUAUCCUCCAAAUGAAACAAACAAACACAAGAUAGACACAGGGGAGCAAAAUGUGGUUUUUUUUUGUAAUGAGCCAAUCAAAUUUUGGCCACUUAAGAAAGUGGUCUAUCAUGAUGAUAGGUCAUAUUGGCACAGAACUGUUUGUUUUUAAUAUAUCUCUUAUGGCUGUAGAGUUCAGAGGGUCCACAAACAGAGGCCUGUGUUGUUGACGUGUGAGUGAUUUUUGAAAAAAAAAUUACCUGGGGGUGUAUUGCUUUCAUUACAGGAA